GCCAUUUCUCCCUCACAGAGAAAAAACUGAAAUGCAGAGAAACACAUAAACUAACAGACAAACACGCCUUAAAAUUAUUUUCUGUGCUAAUUAGUAAUGGCAGCUGCAGAAGAAGUACCCAUCCACGGUGAUAUCCUAGAGGCAAUAUUAUCUCACGUGCCACUCAUCGACCUUGUCCCAGCCUGUCACGUGUCAAACUCAUGGAAGCGUGCGGUUUCCUCCUCUCUCGCACAUCUCCGCCCCAUUAAGCCAUGGCUCAUCGUCCUCACCCAGAGGCCACGCGACGCGCACGUGACAAAGCUGCACGGUUACGACCCUCGCUCCCACGUGUGGCUCGAGAUAAAAAACCACACGUGUCCUCACUCCUCCCCGGUGCGCUCCUCUCACUCCUCGUUACUCUACACGCUCACCCCCGCCGAGUUCGCCUUCUCCCUCGACGCGCUGCACCUCCAUUGGCACCACGCGCCAUCACCGCGAGUGUGGCGCACUGACCCCAUCGUGGCUCGUGUGGGCUCGCGCGUGGUGGUGGCCGGCGGCGCGUGCGAGUUCGAGGACGAUCCGCUCGCGGUGGAGAUGUACGACGUGGAGAGCCGCGCCUGGGAGACGUGCCCAUCCAUGCCGGCGCUGCUGAAGGAUUCCACGGCAUCGUCGUGGCUUUCGGUAGCCAUCACCGGAGAGGUUAUGCACUUGACGGAGAAACACUCCGGCGUGACGUACUCGUUCGACACUGUGACGAAAAAAUGGGAGGGGCCGUUUGAUUUGAGACCUGAUGAGAGUGUUUUUCACUGCGUCACCGGAAAAAUAGGGGAGCGAUUGAUGGUGGCGGGCUUGGUGGGGGGAUUUGGGAACGUGAGAAGCGUGAAGCUGUGGGAGGUUAGGGGGGGAUUAGGGUCCGGGAUGGUGGAAGUGGGUGAGAUGCCGAAAGAGAUGGUUUGGAAGGUGAUGGGUGGUUCAGAGUUAGGUUCGAUGGAGGUGACGUGGAUUGGGGACUUUGUUUACGUAAGGAACACUUCCGUUACGGAGGAAUUGGUGGUGUGUGAGGUAGUGAACGGUGUUGGGUGCGAGUGGAGAAGUGUACGGAAUGUUGCCGUGAACCACGGCGCGAGAAUGGUGGUUUGCGGCGGCGAUGUUUGCAUGGAGGAUCUGCAGCGUGCGGUGAUGUCAGGAACACUUACAUUUUGCUUGAAACACAUGUGAAUAGGUUGAAAAACUUUGUUACUAUAAUAAGUUGUGGUAUUUUGUUUUAAGAAAAAGAUUAAGGUAUUGGGAUUUUGGAACUGGGAAUGUCAUUUUCGUUUUUUUUGUUGGCAGACAAGUCUGUCAAUUUGUUAUUGGCUUUUCAGUGGCAAAAAAGUUAUAAGAAAAUGAUAAAG
Molecule: messenger RNA, 1373 nt
Organism: Vigna umbellata (rice bean)
Lineage: Eukaryota; Viridiplantae; Streptophyta; Magnoliopsida; Fabales; Fabaceae
Product: F-box/kelch-repeat protein At1g23390-like
Biological process (GO): proteasome-mediated ubiquitin-dependent protein catabolic process
Cellular component (GO): cytosol; nucleus
Molecular function (GO): protein binding
Source: RefSeq, a predicted model, not a curated record